GAUAAAAUUUUUUUUUACUUUUACUUAUUAGUAUAAUAUAAUACAUCGGAGAUGUUACGAAUUCAAUUCGAAGUCUUGAAUUCAAACAUCAAAAAAUACGUGUUUGUGAAUUUAGCCAUAUGUAUUGUGUUGACGUAUUUCAAGUUGACGAAUUCAGUAAACUACAUAGCAAUCGUUAUUGUCUUCGGAGCUCUGUUGAAGGGAAAUAUCAAUCGUGCAAUGCCUUAUGUACUGAUCCUAACGGCAAUUGGAUGCGUGUUUGACAUUUGUUCUGUUCUUUUCCGCACUACUGAUGACGAUGGUUCGAGUUGGGCUCAUGUCAAAUUCUUCCAUUUUAUUAUGCGAAUUUUCAUCAUCCUGUACGUGCUCCUCUACAUAUUGAUGCUAUAUUGUUAUUGGCUGCAUUCUUUUGCUGUGGUUAAAAAAAAACAAAUACGACUUCAAUUGGGCUUAUAUGACGAGAGUAAAAUGUAGAAUCGCGCUGAUCAGAAGAAAAUUAUAUCUACUAUAGAUUAAAUUGAAUUUUAUUUGUUUAUUCGUGUAGCCUGUAAUAAUGAUUAACAGUUACAUACCUUCAACAAUAAUAUAUAAUAAAUAAUUAUUAGUAAUAAUAAAAAUCAAUAAAGGUGGACAAGUGAGUACCGCUGUGUUGUACAAUAGCCAAUAAGACAUAGGUGUAGUGUGUUCACUGUCCAUUGGAAUGUGAAAUGAAAUCACAACAUAAUAACUUAAAUCUUUAUUCUUCGUUAAAAUAUCUAAUUUAGUUCAAAUAAUUGCACUAAAUAAUGGUAUUAUAGCUCAAAUGUGCUCGAAUUUUUCCGCUCUCUAAAAUUACUGGUACAAAAACGGUGAUUAUAUAUUUUUUAGUUUUUAUAAUUCCAGUAUGAACUACUUAUGAGAAACCUUGUACUGAAAUUGUCAAUCCUUAAACCGGGUCAAAGCUACGUCGUGUGUCGUGUGGAUCAAAUCGCAUUCUGAUUGAACGUUACGUAAUACGAUUUAAGCAUCAUGUAAUAACCAAGUUGCAACCCAGCACACCAAGAAUUGAUUACAGCUCAAUUUUUAAAUCAAUAUGGUUACCAGUUGUAUUGUUGUAACCAUAGCUACCAUACCAAUGCACGAGACAAAUACACAAUACUAAACAGUGCCGUAGUCAGAAAAU
Acyrthosiphon pisum (pea aphid) is the source of this 1162-nucleotide messenger RNA. RefSeq lists its product as uncharacterized. The transcript has 5 exons. The coding region runs from base 52 to 474 and encodes 140 amino acids. Lineage: Eukaryota; Metazoa; Arthropoda; Insecta; Hemiptera; Aphididae. The record is from RefSeq and is a predicted model, not a curated record.